This is a messenger RNA of Indicator indicator, 1158 nucleotides long. It is a transcript of the gene P2RY1, whose product is annotated as purinergic receptor P2Y1. The transcript has a single exon. The record is from RefSeq and is a predicted model, not a curated record. Gene Ontology annotation, cellular component: plasma membrane. Gene Ontology annotation, molecular function: G protein-coupled ADP receptor activity; ATP binding; G protein-coupled ATP receptor activity. Gene Ontology annotation, biological process: phospholipase C-activating G protein-coupled receptor signaling pathway; platelet activation; relaxation of muscle. Lineage: Eukaryota; Metazoa; Chordata; Aves; Piciformes; Indicatoridae. Bases 1 to 1092 code for a protein of 363 amino acids.
AUGACCGAAGUCCUCUUUUCUGCUGCUUUGAAUGGAACUGAACCCAACCUGCUCUCCAGCAGCGGCUGGUCUGUGGGAAACGCCACCACCAAGUGUUCCCUGACUAAAACCGGCUUCCAGUUCUAUUACCUGCCUACUGUCUACAUUUUGGUCUUCAUCACUGGGUUUUUGGGCAACAGCGUGGCCAUCUGGAUGUUUGUCUUCCACAUGAGGCCAUGGAGCGGCAUCUCGGUUUACAUGUUCAACUUGGCGCUGGCUGACUUCCUGUAUGUCUUGACUCUGCCUGCCCUCAUCUUUUACUACUUCAAUAAGACGGACUGGAUCUUUGGAGACAUCAUGUGCAAGCUGCAGAGGUUCAUCUUCCACGUGAACCUGUACGGCAGCAUUCUGUUCCUCACUUGCAUCAGCGUGCACAGGUACACGGGGGUGGUGCACCCCUUGAAGUCGCUGGGGAGGCUGAAGAAGAAGAACGCGGUCUACAUCAGCACCCUGGUCUGGGUGGUGGUGGUGGCUGUGAUUUCUCCCAUCCUCUUCUACUCGGGGACAGGGAUAAGGAAAAACAAAACCACCACCUGCUACGACACCACCGCCGACGACUACCUGAGAAGUUACUUCGUCUACAGCAUGUGCACCACCGUCUUCAUGUUCUGCAUCCCCUUCAUCCUGAUCCUCGGUUGCUAUGGGCUGAUUGUGAAGGCUUUGAUUAACAAGGAUUUGGACAAUUCCCCUCUCAGGAGAAAGUCGAUUUACCUGGUGAUCAUCGUGCUGACGGUCUUUGCCGUCUCCUACCUUCCCUUCCACGUGAUGAAGACCUUAAACCUAAGAGCCAGGGUGGAUUUUCAGACUCCACAAAUGUGUGCCUUCAACGAUAAGGUUUAUGCCACUUACCAAGUGACGAGAGGCCUGGCCAGCCUCAACAGCUGCGUCGACCCCAUCCUUUACUUCCUGGCAGGAGAUACCUUCCGAAGGAGGCUUUCCAGGGCCACCAGGAAGUCAUCCCGGAGGAGCGAACACAACGUGCAGUCCAAAAGCGAGGAGAUGACUCUCAAUAUUUUGUCAGAGUAUAAGCAGAACGGAGAUACCAGUUUGUGAGCAAGGAUUUGGGAGCAGCUGGGUGAAAUCCUCCGCGAGGAGACGACUCUGGGUGUUUUGUCAGAG